AUGGUAGAGGAACGGCAGACCUCAGCCACCGCCACGACUUACACCGACCUGUGCACAUCAACACCAGCAUACACACAACAGAGACAGCCACCGACGUUCCUCACCCUCCCCUACGAGAUCCGCCUCCAGAUCUACGAGUCUCUGCUUCUCUACCCGUCCUCCUCGUCCUCCUCACCAUCAACUUCAUCACCACCACCACCCACGUCCCUCUUCUCCCCGCGCAUCCUCCUCGCCUGCCGCCAGACCCACGCCGAGGCCCGGCCCGUCCUCUACGCCCGCAACACCUUCCUCGCCCACGCCUCCCUGCUCACCUCCUUCCCCUCCCUGACCGGCGCCCACCGCCCGCUCCGCGAGCCCGCCGUCCUGCCCCUCAUCCGCCGCUGGCGCCUGCGCCUGCGCCUCGACUGCGACCCGCCCUGGACCGCCGCCCAGCUGUCCGCCGCCUUCUCCGGCGCCGACCUCCUCGUCCUCGAGGUCUGGCAGGCCGCCUUCCUCGCCGCCGGCCGCGGCGUCCUGACCCUCUUCGAGGGCGUGCGCGGCGUGCGCGACCCCCGCGUCACGGGCAGCCUCACCGGCUUCGAGGCCUACGCCCGCUGGCUCGAGGGCGUCAUGCGCCAGGGCCCCGGCCGCGACGUCGGCCAGUUCGACGAGAGCUGGGAGACGUCCGGCCUGGUGCCUAUGCACUCGGGCGGGUUGAUGGCCUAG
This is a messenger RNA of Thyridium curvatum, 705 nucleotides long. RefSeq lists its product as uncharacterized. The coding region runs from base 1 to 705 and encodes 234 amino acids. Lineage: Eukaryota; Fungi; Ascomycota; Sordariomycetes; Thyridiales; Thyridiaceae. The record is from RefSeq and is a predicted model, not a curated record. The transcript has a single exon.